AUGACUUCCUCAACCGAAGUUCCUCUGAAUUAUGAAGAGAUGUUUUCUCAUCGAUUUACAUCAGAUGAUGAGGAAUAUCAAGAGUAUUUAAAACGCCCAACAGAUCCACCUCCUCUAGUAGAAGAAUGGAAAAACAGAUCUGGUGGUAACCAAAGAAAUAGAGAUCGGUUUCAAGAUGGCAGGCAGUUCAGAGGCAGAGGGGACAGGCAUGACUGGCAAGGUGGUAAUAGAUCUAAUCAGUGGCCAGGAAGAAGCUGGGGUAACAGCUACCAACAGCACAGACAAGGACAGUCUUACUACCCCCAGUAUGACUAUGGCUACAACUCCUACAAUCCAAGGCCUCAUUACGGCCGCUAUUAAUAUGGUAUUUUGGUGUUAAGUAUCCACUAAAACCAUUUAACCUGAAUGCCAGAUUUGGGGUUUUGUUUUGCUCAAUUUUCUUGUAUUUUCUAUGUAACUUUAGGUAAUGGAUAUUGGUUUUAGAGAGCUCGUUGAUGUCAUUUUGUAGUGCAAAUUAAUGAAGAUGUGACCUUUGUUGUGAGUAAUAAAAUUCUAUAAACAAUCUCUAGUGAGCCCACAGACAACAAGAUUUGUUUCUCCCUCCAAUUCUUUUUUGCUCGGUAAACAUUGUUUCCCCCCCACCUUGUCCCUGACAUUAUCCCAUUAUAUUAUAUCUUAAAAUCAAUAGUUCAGGGAAAUGGAAGUUUGCUUUGUCUCUCAAGCACGUGGCAAUGACUCUGUGCAUACAUGCCAGGGUGUUCUUGAAAUUCUGAUGCAUAUUGUGUCCCUUGCUUGGGAGGAGUGUUGCUUAUUAUGGUCAUCCAUAAUGGAAGAAAAUCAUGCAAUCUGGGUGGGAUUUGUUUUUGAACUACUAUUACUACUGAGCUAGCUUAUGCUGCUGGAGUUCAUGAAAAGUUCAAGGAAGACAUUGCUGUCUGUGUUUUUAAAUAAUGUUGACCAAAAUAGAAAAGCAGAGGAAGAAUUGUAAAAGAUGUGAAGGAAGACUCUUAUACAAGAUGUAUUUCUCCCUGCUGAAUGCAUGGUUUAAAUUUG
Molecule: messenger RNA, 1053 nt
Organism: Mauremys mutica (yellowpond turtle)
Lineage: Eukaryota; Metazoa; Chordata; Testudines; Geoemydidae
Gene: RAMAC
Product: RNA guanine-7 methyltransferase activating subunit
Exons: 2
Coding region: 1-360 (119 amino acids)
Biological process (GO): RNA 5'-cap (guanine-N7)-methylation
Molecular function (GO): RNA binding
Source: RefSeq, a predicted model, not a curated record